CGAGCAAAAAGAGUGAAAAAGAAAAAAUCUUAGGUCCAAACUCCAAACCAAAAGAAACGUUUCCUUUUUUAUUUGUCUCUUUGCUUUAAUAAUUUUCCUCCUCACCGAAACACACCACAACCAUUCUUCUUCCAUCUUCUUCGUCUUCACAAAUUCGUGAAUUUCAUCAUCUGAGUUCUCUCAAAUUCACUUCCUUUUUUCUGUUCCUAGAUUUCAAGGUUUACUCUAUGUUCUUUACCUUAAUCUUCUGAGACUCUGGGAACAAUCCAGAUUUUUGGUUAGCAGGUGGGAGAGCAUUAAUCAUGUAUUUAUGAUACACUGCUCUAUUAUUAUUACGAGAGUUUAAUGUUUCCUUUUUGACCGUUUUUAAAAGCUAAGGAAGAAGAAAGACUUUGUCUUUAAAACCUUUUUCUGGGUAAAUUUGUCCAAAAUGCCAAUGUUUCAGCCUUUUAAGAACGGUGGCUUUGAUGGGCAUAUCUUAGAUCUACACACGGCGGUUAUAGACGGUGUGCUCGGCGGUUGCGGCGGCGGAGAUGGGAAAUUUGUGGUAGUUGUUACCGAUGAGAAGAAGAAAUUGGAUUUGAUGAAGAUGAUUUCUGAGCUGGAAUUACCUGAAAUACCCUCUGUUUUCAUCUGUCCAAUCUCUCUCGAGCCGAUGCAAGAUCCAGUGACCUUGUGUACUGGUCAAACCUACGAGAGGUCUAACAUUCUCAAAUGGUUCAAUUUAGGGCAUUGUACAUGCCCAACGACGAUGCAAGAGCUUUGGGAUGAUUUGGUCACUCCUAACAAGACUCUUCACCAAUUGAUCUACACUUGGUUUUCACAAAAGUAUGUUUUGAUGAAGAAACGAUCUGAAGAUGUGCAAGGAAGAGCUAUUGAGAUAUUGGGUACAUUGAGAAAGGCUAAAGGGAAAGCAAAGGUUCAUGCUUUAAGCGAGCUUAAGCAAGUUGUGAUGGCUCACACUAUUGCUAAGAAGACUGUUGUUGAUGAAGGUGGAGUCUUUGUGAUCUCUUCUCUUUUAAGUCCUUUUACUUCUCAUGCUGUUGGAUCUGAGGCUAUCGCGAUUCUUGUUAAUCUUGAGCUUGAUUCUGAUUCCAAAGCUGGAUUGAUGCAACCAGCUAGAGUUUCGUUGAUGGUUGAUAUGUUGAAUGAUGGUUCGAUUGAAACUAAAAUCAAUUGUGCUAGAUUGAUAGGUAGGUUGGUGGAGGAGAAAGGUUUUAGAGCUGAGCUUGUUUCUAGUCAUAGUUUGCUUGUUGGAUUAAUGAGAUUGGUUAAAGAUAGGAGACGAAGAAACGGAGUUUCCCCUGCGUUAACGUUGCUCAAAUCGGUUUCGGUUCAUAAGCAAGUUAGAAACUUGUUGGUUAGGAUUGGAGCAGUUCCUCAAUUGAUUGAUGUUUUGCCAUGUUUAGAUCCAGAGUGUUUGGAAUCAGCUCUUUUCGUGUUGGAUUCGUUGUGUUUAGAAAGCGAAGGGAGAAUCGCUUUGAAAGAUUCGGUAAACACGAUUCCGCAUACCGUUAGGUUACUGAUGAAGGUAUCUGAGAAAUGCACAAACUAUGCGAUAUCGAUACUUUGGUCAGUUUGCAAAUUAGCUUCUGAAGAAUGUUCAUCUCUUGCUGUUGAAGUUGGUUUGGCUGCAAAGCUUCUGCUUGUGAUCCAAAGUGGAUGUGAUCCAGCUUUGAAGCAACGUUCCGCUGAGCUAUUGAAGUUAUGUAGUCUACAUUAUUCAGACUCAAUGUUUAUCUCCAAAUGUAAACUCACAAGAACAAUCCAAUAAAAGACUAAUCAAGUUUUUCGCCUUUCGGGUCAAAAUCACGACACGGGUCAAAAUCGCGACACACACACAAGAUGGAUCUGCCCCAUCUUGUUGAUGUAUAUAGAGAUGAAGAAAUUCGGAUUCCAAGCUAUCGGUCUGAUGGUGCCUUCGAAGGAGAAGCACAUGGAGAAUGAGACAAAGAAACGAGUUUGGUUGUUGAAUUCUACAUUGCAAUGUGAUUGGAUUAAUAGCUAAGUAGAAGCAAACUGUAUAAAUCUUUUUGUUAUGUUUGGUUCAAUAUUCGGUAAAAGAAUAGAUUGAAGAAAGGAAUCAUUUUUUUUGGCCUCUUGUAACUUACUAGCUGUUUGUGAGUCAUAAUAAAUAAUUCGAGAAAUUAUUGA
This is a messenger RNA of Arabidopsis lyrata subsp. lyrata, 2154 nucleotides long. RefSeq names its product U-box domain-containing protein 31. The transcript has a single exon. Bases 431 to 1774 code for a protein of 447 amino acids. NCBI's taxonomy places the organism in Eukaryota, Viridiplantae, Streptophyta, Magnoliopsida, Brassicales, Brassicaceae. The record is from RefSeq and is a predicted model, not a curated record. Gene Ontology annotation, molecular function: ubiquitin protein ligase activity. Gene Ontology annotation, biological process: protein ubiquitination.